AUGAAGUCUACUAUCGCCUUCACCUCUGCCCUCCUGGCAACCCUCAACCUUGUUGCUGCUGCUCCGGCACCGGCUGCAGCGGAAACAGUGUCCGUCUCCUUCGACCCAAAAUAUGACGUUGGAACAUCAUCUCUCAAAUCCGUUUCCUGCUCCGACGGUGCCAAUGGCUUGGUCACUCAAGGCUACACCGAUUUCGCAUCGUUGCCAAGCUUCCCAAAUAUUGGCGGUGCGAUCACCAUCCCCGGCUGGAACAGCCCUAAUUGCGGCAAAUGCUACGCGCUGCACUACUCGAAUGGCAAGGUCGACAAGACAAUCAACGUCAUCGCUGUCGACACGGCCCCGGGUGGCUUCAACAUUGGCUUGCAAGCCAUGAACACUCUUACCAACGGUCAGGCGGAGCAACUUGGUCGUGUUGCCGCCACUUACGUCGAAGUCGAUGCCAAGGCGUGUGGGUUGUGA
This is a messenger RNA of Penicillium egyptiacum, 459 nucleotides long. The record is from the annotation of a GenBank genome assembly. NCBI's taxonomy places the organism in Eukaryota, Fungi, Ascomycota, Eurotiomycetes, Eurotiales, Aspergillaceae.